This is a messenger RNA of Musa acuminata AAA Group (dessert banana), 1833 nucleotides long. Its product is annotated as F-box protein At4g18380. The coding region runs from base 564 to 1628 and encodes 354 amino acids. The transcript is spliced from 2 exons. Lineage: Eukaryota; Viridiplantae; Streptophyta; Magnoliopsida; Zingiberales; Musaceae. Gene Ontology annotation, molecular function: protein binding. The record is from RefSeq and is a predicted model, not a curated record.
ACAGAGAGAGAGAGAGGGAGCACUACUUCCCUUUCGAGAACCCUAAUUCCUUCCUGGAAAAUACGCCAAUUUUCUUUGGUUUUGCAUUCAGCGUGCGACAUUCCUUGGGCGAAUUCCCCCUCGCCCGGAGCUCGAUCGACGUGUCUCGGAUCGACCACACUUUGGGGGAUUUGUAGACUCGGAUUGGGUGGGUCUUUUGGAUUGGAGAUGGAGAGUUAUCUGGUGCUGUUGGGAGUGUGAGGAAAGUCGGGUUUUUGGAUCGUUUGGUGGGAUUCGUGUGGGCGGAGAUGGGUUUGAAGGGUCGUCCUAAUGGGUGAAGGACUUUUAGGCCAUUGCUUCGGACGCGCAGCAACAGUUAAAUAGAACGUCCAUAAUUCAUGUUUACUGUCAGAAAAAAAUAUUGUGAUCUUCCAACUGUGGUUCACAAUCGUGAAAUCUGUGGCUUCGGCAUCUUCAAAUUUCAAAGAACCGCAGUAUUUUGAGCUGCAAAAGUCAUUUUAUUGUGAAGGGUUUAUUGAAGUCAGACGGAAAUAUCUUUCUGUUUGGAGAACGAAUUUGAUAAAAUGCAACCCAAAGCAAGAGUAUAUGCUGACCCAUCCCGUGACCUGGAUGAAUUCGAGCGGCUGCCUGACUCGAUUGUCCUCCUCAUCUUCAAUAAGGUUGCAGAUGUCCGAUCGCUCUGUAGCUGCUCUGCUGUUUCGAAACGGUUCAAUUCCCUCGUAUUUUUGGUCCAUGAUGUCUAUCUUAAGAUCGACCAUGUGGUGACCAUUGAUGGUGAUUGUGAUGAUCCCUUGAGCCCAUCCUCUCCCAGGCAUAGGAGACUCUUCUCCAACUUCGUAAAGCUCAUUCUCUCUACUCUUCUAAAACCCUUCCACAACCUUCACAGCACCAAUGGCGGUAACAAACCUAUCGUCCCACAGCUCUCCCAUCACUCUCCUGCACAAGUUCUCAAGAACUUUGCCCAUGUCCGCAACCUCAGGAUUGAACUGCCUGCUGGAGAAGUUGCAACUGAGGAAGGGGUUAUUUUAAAAUGGAGAGCUGAGUUUGGGAGUACUAUCCAGAAUUGUGUAAUCUUCGGGGGUACAAGAGUUGACCGGAAGCCGGUCUUCUCUGAGCAUGAAUCGCCUGUAGAAGACAGCGGAAGCAUUCCUGACUCUUUCUACACAAAUGGAGGACUAAAGCUUCGUGUUGUCUGGACAAUCAAUUCUUUGAUUGCUGCUUCCAGGAGGCACUAUCUUCUCCAGCCUAUUAUCAAGGACCAUCCAACUUUGAAGAGCUUGGUCCUCAGCGACGCUGAUGGGCAGGGAACACUAAAUAUGGGUGUAGGACAGCUGAAGGAGUUCAGAGAAAAGCCACUGGUAGCCUCAGCAGCUUCAAACAGGACACAAGUUCCAGCUUCCAACAUGAAAUUAAAAUAUUCUCCCUAUUUGGAUCUCCCUGGUGGGAUGGCAUUACAAGGUGCCACCCUAGUGACUAUUAAGCCAUCUUCUGAUGGAAGCAGUGGCACUAACACCAAUACGACUGAGAGUGACGCCUUUAUUUUUGGAGCAUUUGAGGGCCCAUUCAAGGUUGCAGCAAAGUCACUGAUGAAGCGACGGACUUACCUUCUGGAAAUGAAUGGUUUCUAGAUUACUGAUGCAGCAAAAUCAUUUUGUACACAAAUGAUGGAAUAGCAGAUGUAUCAUUCACACUUUCUUCCCGAAGGUGCAAAUCACAAGCCAGACAUGGUGAAGGUGUGGAUCAGCUGUGUUUUUGUGUUCUUUCGCUUGUAUUUGUAUAACAAUAAUGGAAUCCAUGUAGAAAUAACAUGAAAAUGUUUUUUGUUGUUGUUGU